AUGAAUUUAUUGCGAAUAACUGCAUUCUUUUUGACAUCUAUAUCCUUCAUUUACUGUGAUGAGCAUAAUCAUAAAUAUGACGAUGGACAAGAGGUUGUCUUAUGGAUGAAUACUAUCGGUCCGUACCAUAAUCGGCAAGAGACAUACAAUUAUUUCUCGUUGCCAUUUUGUCGAGGAGAUAAAAAGGAAAUUUCACAUUAUCAUGAAACGUUAGGUGAAAAUAUUCUUGGUGUGGAAUUGGAAUAUAGUGGAAUUGAUAUUAAUUUUAAACGUGACAAAAGUCCGACGAAAUUCUGCGAAGUUGUUUUAACAUCAUAUAAAUAUGAACAGUUUUUAUACGCAAUUCAGAAUCAUUAUUGGUAUCAGAUGUUCAUUGAUGAUUUGCCGAUUUGGGGUGUUGUUGGUGAAAUGGAUGAAUCUGGAAAAAUUGUAUACAUUUGGACACAUAAGAAGUUUGAUAUUGGCUAUAAUGGAAAUCGAAUUGUUGAUGUGAAUAUAACAUCCGAAUCUAAAGUUCAAAUCAAACCAGACUCAAAACUAGUAUUUUCGUAUGAAGUAGUCUGGAAACCAUCACUAACUCAAUUUUCGAAACGAUUUGAUAAAUAUCUGGAUCCUGGCUUUUUUCAACAUAAGAUCCAUUGGUUUUCGAUAUUCAACUCAUUUAUGAUGGUUUUAUUUUUGGUUGGAAUCGUGACGAUGAUUCUCUUGAGAACAUUGAGAAAAGACUAUGCCAGAUAUGAAAAAGACUACGAUCUUGAUACUAAGUCAGAAUUAGGUGAUGAUUACGGUUGGAAACAAGUUUCAGGUGAUGUUUUCCGUUCUCCUCCACAUCCGAUAUUAUUCUGCUCACUAAUUGGCUCCGGUUAUCAAAUAGCUACCGUGACUAUUCUGUGCAUAAUUAUUACUAUUCUUGGUGAUAUUUACACCGAACGUGCAUUACUUUUCAGUACAGCAAUAUUUCUCUAUGCUGCAUCAUCGAUUGUGAAUGGGUAUGCAGGUGGUAGUUUAUACGCAAGAAUGGGCGGACAUCUAUGGAUGAAACAGCUCAUUGUCGGCGCAUUUCUUGUUCCAUUGACAAUAUGUGCUGUGUCAUUCCCUGUAAAUUUCAUUUCGAUAUACUACGGUUCUUCACGUUCAAUUCCAUUUACUGUUAUGUUGAGUGUUACGGCAAUCUGUUUAUUUAUUAUUCUACCAUUGACUGCCAUAGGAGCGGUACUCGGAAGAAACAUCAGUGGAAAAACAGACCAUCCAUGUCGAACAAACGUUGUACCACGGCCUAUACCACAAAAAAAAUGGCUCACCGAACCAUUUGUAAUCAUCUUUGCCAGUGGAAUAUUGCCGUUUGGUUCGAUAUUUAUCGAAAUGUAUUUUAUUUUCACAUCAUUCUGGGCGUAUAAAAUUUAUUAUGUCUAUGGAUUCAUGCUUUUAGUAUUUCUAAUCCUCGCUGUGGUUACUGUAUGCGUGACAAUAGUUGCUACGUAUUUCCUCUUAAACGCGGAAGAUUAUCGAUGGCAAUGGACAAGCUUUCUCGCUGGUGCGUCAUCAUCGAUGUAUGUUUAUCUAUAUGCAAUAUAUUAUUUUUUCUUUAAAACCAAAAUGUACGGAAUGUUUCAAAUCGUAUUCUAUUUUGGUUAUAUGGCAUUAUUUUCUCUUGGGCUCGGCAUUAUGUGUGGCACAUUCGGUUUUAUUGGCACUCAAGCAUUCGUCCGAAAAAUCUAUACAAUAAAGAUAGAUUGA
Adineta ricciae is the source of this 1737-nucleotide messenger RNA. The record is from the annotation of a GenBank genome assembly. Lineage: Eukaryota; Metazoa; Rotifera; Eurotatoria; Adinetida; Adinetidae.